CUCGAAUCAUCCAAACCAAACGAGAAGCAUAGCACCUCACCUGACCUGACCUGACCUGACCUGUUCCAAUUAUCUUCUGGAGUUGAGUUGUGCAUUCGUCGUUGAGCUAUAUGGAAUCAAAUGAAGGUGGCGUUAGUGAGAUUGAUCGCCUGGAGAAAGGGUUGUUGUCCGACACGCGUGAGGGUAAUGAUUGUGAAGAUGAGGACGAGGAGCCCAUACUCUUUUCUGCCAGCUUCGAAGAAGCUGAAGAUGAUUUCAUAAAGCUUAAGACGACACAGUGGAUACUUUAUUCCUUGCUUUUAAUUUUGGCAUGGGGCUUCGGCUUUAUCAUGUUCCUGUAUAUACCUGUUCGUCGAUGCAUACUGCGUCGUAUGAUGCGUUCACGAAAGCUCUAUGUCACCCCCAAUGCCAUUGUCUAUAAACAGGUAACUAAGCCAGUACCGUUUCCGUGUUUUGGGGUUUUGAAGAAAGAGAAGCAUGUGUUGUUGCCUUCAGUUGCUGAUGUUGUGAUCGAACAAGGGUAUCUGCAGUCUCAUUAUGGUGUCUACUCCAUUAGAAUUGAGAAUGUUGGUGUAAGAAGGCCACCAAGUGAUGAUGUUCAAAUCGAGGGCAUUGCUAAUCCUCAGGCAUUCAGAAAGGUUGUUAUGAUGCGCCUUUCAAAAAUGAGAAAUCAAGCCUACUCUAGGCAAGCUUCCAUCCCGGAAGAUUUUGGUUCUCCACGAAAUGUCCAGUCAUAUAAUGCGCCGAUGUCCCCCUCAAAAUCACUUGCACAUGAUACUCUAUCUCAUGUUGGUGAGGUUGCAAUACUACAAAAGUUAGAGGAAGUUGGCAAUUCUCUUAAGAGAGUCCAAACAUUGAUUGAGGAGCAACAACCGAAAAUAUCUGAAUAUAAAGAUUGAGAGAAACAAGGUUGUGGUUCCAGCACGACCCGGUGUUGUAUAUGAUGGUGGUGAGCAAGUUUAGGGGUUUGGGGACGAUGCAAAUGAAAGGGGAAUUUAGAGAUGAUGAGAUUGUUGAGGUAGUCAGCAUUUACAUUAGAAAAAAAAAUUAUUCAUUGUAAAUUGGUUUGUUGAUAUUGGGUUGUGGUACAAGCAGCAGGAGCAAUAGCAUGAUGGAAUGAUUUAUACAUCAUCAGAUUUAUAUGAUACAUUUUGCUUGUGUUUAAGAACAAGAAUCUGUAAAUAAAAACAUAUAUGCCAUUAUUAUU
This is a messenger RNA of Cynara cardunculus var. scolymus (artichoke), 1207 nucleotides long. RefSeq lists its product as uncharacterized. Lineage: Eukaryota; Viridiplantae; Streptophyta; Magnoliopsida; Asterales; Asteraceae. The record is from RefSeq and is a predicted model, not a curated record. The transcript is spliced from 8 exons. The coding region runs from base 111 to 899 and encodes 262 amino acids.